AUGUUUGAUCUUCGAUUCCAAGGCCCUCUCCAUACCUGGACCAACAACCAACCUGACUCUCCAGUGGCAAAGAAACUUGACCGCCUACUAGUCAACAACCACCUAAUCAACCUGUUCCCUAACAGUAUAGCCAACUUCCUUCCCCCUCUUACCUCGGACCAUACCCCCUGCUUCAUUGACCUAGCCCAUACCCUCCCUAAAGCCGGAUCCCGUCCCUUUAAAUUCUUUAACUACCUAUCCAAACACCCUGACUUUCAUCAUGUGGUCACAGACGCUUGGAUUCAGGCUGGAAGCUUUGGUUCCACACUCUCUCAAUUGUGCUGGAAACAAAAGACCAUUAAGAGAUCUUUGAGAGAAUUGAAUAGAGAGAAUUUCUCACAAAUACAAAAGAGGGUUAGUGAGGCUAACUGUUUGUUACAAGCUGUGCAGGUACAAGCGCUCCAAACACCAUCUCAAACCCUAUUUGACCAGGAGAAGACGCUGCAUGAGAGAUGGAAUUACCUGAGACAAAUUGAGGAAAGUUACUUCAAACAAAAAUCAAGAAUCAACUGGCUUAAAGAAGGGGACCAGAAUACCACUUACUUUCAAAGGAUAGCUCAGACCAGAGCCAGUUAUAACUCGAUCAGAUCCUUCCUGUUGCCUAAUGGUCACAUCCUCGAGGACCCUCAAGAUAUGAGCCUUCAUGCAGUCAACCACUUCAAAUCGAUCCUCGGACCCUCGAUUCUGCCUCCACCAACGCUUGCCUCGCCUCCGAGUUGGUUUGCCUCCCUUAUCCCUUUCCGAUGUUCCCCUGACCAACAAAGAGCAAUGGUCACGUUUCCUCAAGCCGAUGACAUAAAAAGGGUCUUGUUCCGUCUGAAUCCGAACAAGUCUUCAGCCCCAGAUGGACUUACCUCAGGAUUCUACAAGGCGGCUUGGGGGAUCCUUGGUGAGGAAGUCAUUGCUUCAAUCAAGAACAUCUUCUUAACCUCUUUUAUGCCGACUUCAACAAACUCUACCAUCCUCACGCUUGUUCCCAAGUUCCCGGGAGCCUCUAAGAUAUCAGAUUACAGGCCCAUCUCAUGCCUCAACACUCUCUACAAAGUAGUGUCCAAAUUGCUGGUGACUCGCUUAAAGCCCAUCCUCCCGACUCUGAUCCUUCCCAACCAAACUGUCUUCAUCAAAGACAGACUAUUAGUUGAGAAUACGGUUCUGGCAGGUGAAAUAGUGAAUGGCUAUCACAAAGACAAAGGUCCUAAAAAGAUAACUAUUAAAGUCGACAUAGCCAAAACGUUCGACAGUGUCUCGUGGGAGUUCCUCUUCAACUGUCUAGAAGGACUAUAUAUCCCUGACCAAUACUUACAGUGGCUUAAAUCCUGCAUCAGGACUACAAGCUUCACGGUGGGAUAUAAUGGUAUGGUCCAUGGCUACUUCAAAGGAAAGCGAGGACUGCGACAAGGGGACCCUCUAUCUCCCUACCUAUUCGUGAUAGCAAUGAACUGUUUAUCACUCAUGUUAAACAAGGCAGCAGAUGAAGGAAAAUUCAAUUACCAUGAAAAGUGUGAAGCGUCGACAUUAACUCACCUUUGUUUCGCGGAUGAUCUUCUCAUCUUUGUGGAGGGAACAUUGGAGUCGGUACAAAACGUCCUCCAAGUCCUCCAAGAAUUUCAUCUUCGCUCAGGUCUAGCUGUGAGUGUGCAGAAGUCAAGCUUCAUUGCCUCAGGUCUAAGCCAACCGGAAUGUGACAUCAUCAAGUUCUCAACUGGAAUGCCCAGGGAACCUUACCAGUUAGAUACUUAG
This is a messenger RNA of Microthlaspi erraticum, 1779 nucleotides long. The record is from the annotation of a GenBank genome assembly. Lineage: Eukaryota; Viridiplantae; Streptophyta; Magnoliopsida; Brassicales; Brassicaceae.